AUGGCCUCGCAAGGCUUCUCCAGAAAACGCCCUGCUCCGGGCGCCGAUCCAGUCCCGUAUCCUGCUCAGAUGCAGAAUGCCGCGCCCACGUACAACGAUGGCCUUGGGCCGCAACUCUCCAAUGACCAGUUCCUUCAGUGGGGUCAAACUGGUCAACCUGUUUCUGGUCCCUCAUACAAUGAAACCAGCUUUGGAUUGAACGCAAACACCUACCCUGCGGGCAAUCCUCAACCUGUUCCUCAACCUUCGAAUCAAAUCGCCCGACGGCCUAUGGCCCAACUUGCUUCACGGGUACCCCGACCGAGCGAAGACGGGAAUAGCUGGACAGAGCAUCCAAAUGGAGGCUCACAUCCCACAAACCCGGAAUGGGAAGAUGACAUAGCAGAGUUGGAGGCAAGAGCACAGAUCGCAAAGAGAGAAGCUCAAGCAAAGAGGAAACAGAUACCUCCAUUUGUUCAGAAGCUUAACAGCUUUUUAGAGGACGGCAGAAACACCGACCUUAUCCGUUGGUCAGAUGAUGGAAACUCAUUCAUUGUCCUGGAUGAGGAUGAGUUCGCAAAGACACUGAUCCCGGAGCUGUUCAAACACAAUAACUAUGCUUCUUUCGUGCGUCAACUCAACAUGUACGGCUUUCACAAGAAAGUCGGCCUUUCCGACAAUUCCAUGAGAGCCAGUGAACGUAAAAACAAGAGUCCAAGUGAAUACUCCAACCCCUACUUCCGGCGCGGUCAUCCAGACUUGCUCUGGUUGAUACAGAAGCCGAAAAACAUCGGCGGACCUGCCUCGAAAAGAAAAGGCAAACCGGACAACGAUCAGAACGAGGAGGACGCCGACGACUUCGUGGAUGAGACGAAUCCCGUUGAUACCCGAGUACGUGCCCGACCGGGCCAGCUCACACUGGGAAGCAGUGAGAUGGCUCUGACCCAGGAUCAAUUCAAGAGCGUACAGCGUGAACUGGCAGCCAUCAGACAUCAGCAGACGCAAAUCUCUCGUAUGAUGCAACAACUCAAGCGCGAGCAUGAACAGUUGUACGGGCAAGCGGCGACCUUCCAAGACCAGCACAAUCGACAUGAGAACUCGAUCAAUGCUAUCCUGACGUUCCUCGCCACAGUCUAUAACCGCAGCCUACAAAGCCACGAGAGCGUACAAGGUAUUGCCAACCUUUUCCAAAAUGCGAUUCCCGUCGACACAUCAACUCAGGGUAAUGUAGUUGAUGUCGGCGACUACAGCUUCAAUGACAUCAACCUCGAUGGUAGCCCUGCGAAGCCGUUCAAGAAACAGCCUCUGCUACUGACUAACGGAAGCGGGCAACCACAAGCGCCACAGCAGCCACACGGUCGAGCGAGCACGUUAUCACCUCGGUCUGGCAACAGUCCUUAUCUUACCCCUAAGACAACAGGUCACCGCAGCGGACAGUCCCAAUCUCUGCUCUCACCGAAACUUGAAGAGGUUUUUGAUCCUGGGGUCCAUAACCCUAAUAGUGCCAACGUCUCCUCUGUCAAUCAGGCACGCAACGAUCUGCCGUCCCGGGACAUGAUGACAAUGAUACAAAACGCCAAUGCGAGGAACAAUCACUCUGCAAAUUCCCCGACCACACCGGCGCAAGACUUCUCCAAUGUCCUCAGCAAUCUUGAAGCGUCAUCCGGUACAGGACCGCUGUCCACGGCCCAGCGUGCUGACGUCCUCCGUAUGAUCAACAACUCCGCUAACCAACCCGCGGGCAAUGACAAUGCACUCAUAAACGCCACGCCACCGCCCGGACCUCCGAACUUCCAUCGCCGGCUCGCCAGCACCCAAGCAGACUUGGAACAACUCGCCAAGUUACAAGCGGAGCAGGAUAAAUCUGUUCAAAACCUCACCAACUUGUUGCAGCCGCUAUCUCCGACCGGUUCAAUCCCCGGAAUUGGUGACGGCCAGUCUUUUCCACCUCCGCCUCUGGACAUUGACGACUUUUUGACUCACAACGAGUACUUUGGCGAUUUUCCUAGCGACGGGAACGGCAACUACGACUUCGGCAACACAGGACUGGGUGGAGAUCAAUUAGGGACGGCCGACCACAUGAACUUCGCUUACAAAGAUGACGACGAGUUGUUUGGAAACCUGAACAAUGACAACACAGCUGGGUUCGGUGGAUUUGAUGGGACCAAUGCGGGUGCGGGUAUGGGGGUUGGUGUGGGUACCGGUAUGGGGGCAGAUCAGUACGGCGGAAAUACGGGGAAUCUCAAAUUUGACCAGGCGGCCCAGUACACUGAGCAUGAUGGUGGGGGACGGGUUGAGAGCGUGCCGAGUAGCGAAGUCACUACUCCCAAGUCAGACAAGUCUGGUGCCAGCCGAACGGCGACCAAAGGCAGGAAGCUGAGCGAGGUUGAAGAAGAAGGCGUCGGGAGGAAGAGAGUGAGGGCCUGA
Fonsecaea nubica is the source of this 2406-nucleotide messenger RNA. RefSeq lists its product as hypothetical. Lineage: Eukaryota; Fungi; Ascomycota; Eurotiomycetes; Chaetothyriales; Herpotrichiellaceae. The transcript has 2 exons. The record is from RefSeq and is a predicted model, not a curated record. The coding region runs from base 1 to 2406 and encodes 801 amino acids. Gene Ontology annotation, biological process: regulation of DNA-templated transcription. Gene Ontology annotation, molecular function: DNA-binding transcription factor activity; sequence-specific DNA binding.